GGUCCAGCAAGACUAUGAACCUCUGUUCCAAAUGCUUUGCUGAUUUUCAAAAGAAACAACCAGACGAUGAUUCUGCUCCAAGUACAAGUAACAGCCAAUCAGAUUUGUUUUCCGAAGAGACCACCAGUGACAACAACAAUACCUCGAUAACCACGCCAACUCUUAGUCCCAGCCAGCAGCCGCUUCCGACAGAACUGAAUGUAACUUCACCAAGUACAGAGGAGUGUGGGCCAUGCACAGACACAGCUCAUGUCUCGUUAAUCACACCAACCAAAAGAUCCUGUGGUACAGAUUCACAGUCUGAGAACGAGGCUUCACCAGUGAAACGGGCACGACUACUGGAGAACACCGAACGGCCUGAGGAAACCAGCCGGUCUAAACAGAAGAGUCGACGUCGGUGCUUCCAGUGCCAAACCAAACUGGAGCUGGUGCAGCAGGAACUGGGAUCAUGCCGCUGUGGUUAUGUGUUCUGUAUGUUACAUCGCCUUCCCGAGCAGCAUGACUGUACGUUUGACCACAUGGGCCGCGGCCGAGAGGAAGCCAUCAUGAAAAUGGUGAAACUGGACCGGAAAGUGGGGCGCUCCUGCCAGCGCAUCGGGGAGGGGUGCUCCUGAAGGCCAGGCACGGCCGCCACAUGACGCUGUUCUUAGUUCACUAAUGUUAGCCUUAUUUAGGACAAAGUCAGCCAGACACCUUGUACUGGGCACGCGUCAGACUACAGCCAGUCCGUUUCCUUUCUUUAGCCAGCCAUCCUGGUACUGUAGUUUAGGGGUUGAUGGUGGUUGAAAUUGAUUUCUGGCUGGUUACUAAGGUGCCUGCUAGCCAUUGUAUAAAAUUAAAACAUGAAGAAUAUUUU
Molecule: messenger RNA, 856 nt
Organism: Suricata suricatta (meerkat)
Lineage: Eukaryota; Metazoa; Chordata; Mammalia; Carnivora; Herpestidae
Gene: ZFAND3
Product: zinc finger AN1-type containing 3
Exons: 5
Coding region: 15-614 (199 amino acids)
Molecular function (GO): zinc ion binding
Source: RefSeq, a predicted model, not a curated record